UGUCUUUGGAUAGAGUCAUAAACAGAAAGCUCGAAACACCACCCAAAAAAAAAAGUAGAACUACAAAGAUAUGAGAACACAAGAAGCCACAACAUAUCUUCAUGGCCCAAACAAUCAAUGAAGCCACCGGAAAGAUGACUCAAUUCUGCCGGAAAAUUGUUCAGGUCAACAUAAAGUGGAGCAUAAUCGAAAGGGUAUCGGGGUUCAGGGAAUUUUUCAGGUUCAUUUGGGAGAGAAUUCUUACUUGCUCCAUGGGGAAACCGAGUCACUACCGACGUUUGUCUCAGAGGUCUUCUUCUCCGGCAAUGGAGGCUACUGAGUCUGGUUUUGGACACGACGGUCUGGCGACGACUAUGUGCAGUGGCUAUGAUAGUGAUUCUGAUUUGGUUGAUUUGAAGAUCAGUUUAUUGGGUGAUUGUCAGAUUGGGAAAACAAGUUUUGUAAUGAAGUAUGUAGGUGGUGAGCAAGAAAAGAGAUGCAUAGACAUGAAUGGAUUGAAUUUAAUGGACAAAACCCUAAUGGUCCAAGGUGCUCGGAUUGCUUUUCGAAUAUGGGACGUGGGAGGUGACCAGAGGUCCAUUGAUCAAGUCCCAAUUGCUUGUAAAGAUGCAGUAGCAAUUUUGUUUAUGUUUGAUCUUACCAAUCGAUGUACUCUAAAUAGUGUUAUUGGAUGGUACAGUCAAGCAAGAAAGUGGAAUCAGACGGCAAUUCCCAUAUUAAUUGGGACUAAAUUUGAUGAUUUUGUCCAACUUCCACCAGACCUGCAAUGGACUAUUGUGACCGAGGCAAGGGCAUAUGCCAGAGCUAUGAAGGCGACCCUUUUCUUUUCAAGUGCAACCCACAACAUCAAUGUCAACAAGAUCUUCAAAUUCAUUAUGGCAAAGCUCUUUAACUUACCAUGGACCUUGGAGCGUAAUUUGAUUCUUGGUGAACCCAUUAUUGACUUCUAAUUUUUUUUUUUUUUUAUUAUACUCAACCCAACUUGCUUUGUAAAUAGCCCCCGAAAACAGAGAGA
Ilex paraguariensis (yerba mate) is the source of this 1015-nucleotide messenger RNA. Lineage: Eukaryota; Viridiplantae; Streptophyta; Magnoliopsida; Aquifoliales; Aquifoliaceae. The record is from the annotation of a GenBank genome assembly.